AUGCUAUCGAAGGUUAAUGGAGUCGUGUGGAUGGAGGAGGAGGGAGGGGUUGGAGGUGCGGAGGAAGAUGAAGACGCCGUCUCGUGGACGAGGGGCCAGAGUGCAGUCGGCGGGGAAGGAGGCGGCGGCAUCGUGAUGGGGGACGGGAAGGACGAACUCGGGCUUGCUUCCUUCAAGUCGAUGCUCGAGGACGACUGGUACCUCGCCGCCAGUGCCGGCACUUCCGGCCAUGGGGACGGCGGCGGGCACCCCUCCGCUCACCAGGGCGGCGGGUUCGAGUCCCUCCAUGGCCACCACAUUCGCCACCACCAGCAGGAGAUCAACCCGUCCGCCGCGGAGACCAUGCUGCUUCAGCCGGUGGACUCGUCUUCCUCCUGCUCCCCUUCCUCCGUCUUCAACCUUGACCCCUCGCAGCCCUUCUUCCCCCAGAAGAGCGCCCUCUCUUCCCUCCUCAACGUCGUCUGCUCCAAUCCCUUUGACGCCGUCUCCUUCGACCUCAGCUGUGACGCCUCUGGAUUUCUCGCAAAUUCCCCCAUGCUGAUGAACAGGGGAGGCGGCGCCGCCGGCGUUGGGGGUGGCGGUUCUGGCAUGUUAGGCUUUGGUGGGUUGGGGCCAUGCGGGCCGAUGGUGACCUCCGAUCUGAUGCCGGUCCCGGACAACGGCGGCGGCGCCAGCUACAACGCCACCGUGGGCUUGGAAGUUUUCGAGAGCUCCCCGUUUCUCAACAGGCCCAAGGUCAUCCGGCCGCUGGAGAUCUUCCCUCCGGUGGGGGCGCAGCCGACCCUGUUCCAGAAGCGCGCCGCCGCCCUCCGCCAGAACUCCGGCAGGAACUUGGGGUGCUUGGAUAGCGCGGGGGCGGCGGUGAGCCACGGGAGCGCCAGCGCCAUGGAGGAGCACGAGAAGAGGAAGAGGGUGGAGGAGGAAGACGACAUGGACGAGGCCAGCAUUGACGGCUCGGGCUUGAACUACGACUCCGACGAUUUGACCGGGGACAACCUGAAGAUGGACGGCGGCGCGAAGACCGGCGGCGGAGGCAGCGGUUCCAACGCCAACAGCGCAGUGACAGGCGGCGGCGGCGGCGACCACAAGGGAAAGAAGAAGGGUCUGCCCGCCAAGAAUCUAAUGGCGGAGAGGAGGAGGCGCAAGAAACUCAACGACCGUCUCUACAUGCUCAGAUCCGUCGUCCCCAAGAUCACUAAGGUGAGGAGCCAUCCAAACCGCCGCCGUUCCCCAAUAUUUUAGGUCGUUUUAUAUCGUCCAUUAUCCAGCUUUCAAACAUCUGCCCAUUGCCGUCGAAUUGUGCCGGCUUCCUGCAACUCUAAUCAGCCCAUCCUCGAAAAUUACUGUAGAAAAUUCUCUCUUCUGCGUGUGGGUUCGACCACGGCCUCUUCACAGGAUGGGAAAGCAGACGAUCUAUGUGAUAGCCCGUGUUCUUUGCUCGAAUUCCCCUCGCAAAUUUGCUCAGUCGCCGGUUUUUAUGCGAUUGGAACGCUUGAAUUUCAUGUCAGACCUUCGAAUUGUGCAUCGAUAGCCUGGUUCUUGAUUUUAAGUGAGGACCAUAGUCCUUUGAUCUUCUUGCAUCAAAUACUGUUAAAAUAUUCUUCGGUCCCCUUGACAGAUGGACCGAGCAUCCAUCCUCGGAGAUGCGAUCGAGUACCUGAAGGAGCUUCUGCAGAGGAUCAACGACCUCCACAGCGAGCUCGAGUCGACCCCGUCUGGCUCUUCCUUGCCUGGGUCCGCCGCCGCUCCGAGCUUCCACCCAUUGACGCCGACGCCUCCCACGCUGCCAUGCCGAGUCAAGGAGGAACUCCUGUCGAGCUCGCUGCCCAGUCCGAACAGCCAGCUGCCGAGGGUGAGCUCCCCCAUCCCACCGUCAUCUUCCCCGGUCUCAACCCCACGGAAGAUCUCUGAUCUCUGUUUCUUCCGCAGGUGGAAGUGAGGGAGAGGGAAGGCCGAGCGGUCAACAUUCACAUGUUCUGUUCCCGCCGGCCUGGCCUGCUGCUGUCGACGAUGAGGGCGCUGGACAGCCUCGGCUUGGACAUUCAACAGGCCGUCAUCAGCUGCUUCAAUGGCUUCGCCCUCGACGUCUUCCGAGCGGAGGUAAGAUAGCCUCAUCGCCGUCGAUGAUCGCCUCCCCUCCUCCGUCUCCCUUUCUUCUUCCUCGUCGAUCAGUUCUUCAGCGGGCUUCCUGGUUUCAGCAAUGCAAGGAGGGCCCCGACGUGCGGGCGGACGAAAUCAAGGCAGUGCUCCUCCACUCUGCGGCCUGCCAUGGUUCCAUGUAG
This is a messenger RNA of Spirodela intermedia, 2282 nucleotides long. Lineage: Eukaryota; Viridiplantae; Streptophyta; Magnoliopsida; Alismatales; Araceae. The record is from the annotation of a GenBank genome assembly.